UUCCUCUAUGAAAAUGUCAAAAUCUAAAUGUCAAAAAUUUAGAGUUGUUUUGUCGCAAAUCGCAAGUGUAUUUUUAAGUUUGUUAUUUUAUUCAUGCUAUCUUGAUUGUAGCUUAAUUUCGUUACUUUAUUCGAAACUGAAACAACUGAAAAUAGUUUCGAACCGAUUGUAUUGUAUGUGAGCAACUCUAGCAGCGACCGAGCGUCGCUGUGCACAGUUCUCUAAGAUGCAGAGAAAACCGGGCUUUCCCUUGGCUAAUUGCAACAUUAAAAUACCGGACGCGGCGCCCGCGCACCCUGAACCAGUGUUCGAGGAGGACUGGGAGCGGCGCCGCCAGCAGCUCAUCAACUUCGGCCACCAGCAGUGGGGCUUCAACAACUGGAGCUGGUCCGUCACGAAACAGGAUCUCGAUUUCGUAGACUUUGUGAAUGGCAAGCACACAGCGGGAGUGGCGUCAUUUGUCUCCGUGACUGUGAAGAGCCUGGACAUUCACCGGGAGAAUGUGGGGUACGCCACCACCACCGCACCCAUGAAGGGAUCUGCUAUCUACCAAGCUAGAAAGGGUGCGGUGACGAACGCGCUCCGCGAGACCUUGCUGAGCUUCGGCGGCGCCGUCGCCAGCGGGCUGCUGGAGCUGCUGGAGGCGUCCCCCACGCCCGCCCCCGCCCCUGCCCCCGCGCCCGCCCUCGCCGAGCCGCUGCCCGAGAACAACCAGAACAUCAUGAACAAGCUGCCCGAGCCCAAGAACGUGCACUCGCUCUUGCGCAAGGACGACGCGGUGCCCGUCGCGCCGGUCGGGCCCCACAACGUGCGGCCCCCCGCGCACGCCCCCGCGCCCCCCGCGCCGCACCCCGGCAAGCACGCGGGCAAGGUGGCUGCCCUGCCGCCCGCGCCGCGCGCCGCGCCCCCGCCCCCGCUGGCGCCGCCGCCGCGACACAACAACGACGCACAGAAACCGGUAACAGCGCCAUCUCUGGACGGCAUGUCGGACGAGGAGGCGCGCGCGGAGCGCAAGCGCAGGCAGAGACAGGCGCAAGAGGAGUUCCGACUCAAGCAGCUCAUGAAGACCAGCCACGAUGCCGACGACAGAGUAGACAAGCAAGAGCUGCACAAGAGCAGCUUCGACAACCUACUCCUCGGCAUCCCGACCCAGGACAUCCACAUAGAGGAGAGCGGGGUCUCCGCGGACAAGCGCAAGUCGCCCGAGCCCGGCGGCGGCGGCGGCGGCGCGGCCAAGCGGCGAGCCAGCGCAGUGGGGAGACUCGAUAUCGUUACGGAUUGAUUUACAGUGCGACAAACUUAUCUGUUCCGGUGACAGUUAACUAAAUUGAUCUAUAUCUCAACAUUUACUAAUAAAUUAUAUAUUGAUAUAGAUUAGAUGGGUUUAUUAAAACCGCAAGGGUAAAUUACCAUUACGGGAAAACUUGACAUCAUGAAGAAUGAAGAAAUAUUAGACAUUUACGUGACUCUCACCGGAACAGAUAAGUUUGUGGCACUGUAUUACCAGUUUCAAUACUCUAUCUCUAGAUAGCUAAGAGUUACUUUCAUACGAUUGACAGAGUGCAAAUUUUUGUGACAAAAUUAUAUUAUAGUUACUGUUAGCUAUCGAUAGAUAGAGUUAUGAAACUGGCAGUUAGUGUUAUUAAUUUAAGUAUCAAUAAACAUCGUUAUAGUUGUUAUUUGCUGGGUCUUUUGAAAUAUCCUUGUUAUAGCUGUCCUAGGCAGUUUGAAAGUUGUCUAACUAAAGCCUACACACAUGCCGGCGGCACUGUGUGUAGGAGCCUUAAGAAACAUUUGAACAGGUGGUUUAGAAAAGUGUAGACAUACCUAUCUGACUGUAGAUACAUAUUUUUUAAUGAUAGGUGUACAAUGAUCCCCAACAAUAAAUCAAUAGUAUUCCGGGCUCCAACAAAGCAGUCUGCGCCGGUGACCGAUGGAUGCUGGGGCACUAAUAACUGCCAAGUGUGGUAUGUAUAUUCGUCAAAAUUAUUGCCUGAUUUGCAUAAAAUUUCUUUGGUAUUUGGCAAAUACAGCAAAUAACAAAUACGAACAAGCGUGGUGCCGUAUGCACCUCAUAAGCGCAGACAUCCUGUAAAUGAGAACAUAAGUACCGAAUGAAAUAAAACACAUGAAAUACUGUGAACUCAAGUUUAAUCACUAAAUUACGAUCUUACACACAAAUAUGUACACAGAGUAACCAAAUACACCUACUUGUACUCGGGAGAAACAAAAUAACCUUACACUCAAUAAUAAUAUUAUCCAUACACCUCCGAAAUUACUUUAAUAAGGAACCGCAUAAAAUAUUUGAAUUAUGAGAUGAGCUUAUAAAUAUGCAUAGAGAAAUGUUUCAUCAAAAUAAUUUAUAAUAAUAAUCAUCGCUUUUAAGCAUGAAUACAGUAUCUUUCACCUGUGGAGCUUUCAAAAAAAAGUAGUUCGCCAAAGCUCAAAUCAUUGUAUAGGUAGGUAUACGCACACGCAGUAUUACAUUAAUUUAUUUUGCGAUAGGUUCUAAUUACCUAAAGGAAAUUUUAAUUCAAAAGUUAUACAUUAUUACAUACCGACAAAGGGUAAUGUGCAAAAUGCCUAAAUUAAUGAUUAUUAUUAAGGUGUAAUGAAAUAGGAGUAAAAUGGAUACCUACAUACUAUAGGUACCUAACCUACUUAUUUAACUUAAAAUGGGAGUAACUUGUUCUCUAUAGUUUAAAAGCCUUUUAACACUCUGAUACAUCUUUUAAAUCAAAUAAAUAAAAAUUAAUUCCCUCCCUAAAUUAAUACAGAAAUUACGAUUUAUAUCAGAGAUUAAAAACAACUGAAGUAUACAGUCGAAGUCAUCACAUGACUUAACUUAAAUCAUUUCUUCUACGUCUCUACGUACUAAGUUUACUAUUUAUCUUACUUACUAUAUCUAACUCGGUUAUAUGUACACAAAUAAUUUUGGCAGUAUAUGCUUUGUUAUAUAUGAUUAUUAUAUUUUUAUCUUUAAUUAUUGCAAAUGUUCUCGAAAGUCUGUCAAAAAUAUGUACACGGUGUAACUAUGUUAGCAUUACAGGGCUUUGCGCCGUGCGUGAUAGAAGUUAAAAAUAAAAAGCACACAUACAGUUAUUUCUACUAAACAAAGCCGGUUUAGCCAAAACGUUUAAAUAUACCACCCUAAACUAUUACUAUUUCCGAAUAUUAAGUGAAUAUUUGUAAGUAUUUUUAGUUUUAGAAAACACACGUAUAAUUUGCCGAUGGCACAGUGUAGCAAAUUAUAGAA
Plutella xylostella (diamondback moth) is the source of this 3256-nucleotide messenger RNA. RefSeq lists its product as uncharacterized. Lineage: Eukaryota; Metazoa; Arthropoda; Insecta; Lepidoptera; Plutellidae. Gene Ontology annotation, cellular component: nucleus. The record is from RefSeq and is a predicted model, not a curated record. Gene Ontology annotation, biological process: double-strand break repair via single-strand annealing; double-strand break repair via homologous recombination; mitotic recombination.